AUGCACGCCACAAGUAAAGAAGAAUAUUCAGUGCUCCUUCUUGGGCUCGAUAACGCUGGAAAGACUACGCUCCUCUCACAGAUCAAGGCCCUCUACCAACCCCGGCCCGACGGCGCUCCUUCUCCGAACCCCGGCAAGACGGUGCCCACGGUUGGCCAGAAUGUAACAACUAUUUCCUUACCAGACAUGUACCUGAAGAUCUGGGACGUGGGUGGUCAGAUAUCGAUGAGAAACCUCUGGCAAAGCUACUACUCUAGCUGUCAUGCAAUCGUUUUUGUCGUCGACAGUUCAGACGUCGGCCAAGAUCCCGACAUCACACGCCUCCCUUUGUCUUCAAAUCGACGAUCUAGCUCAGGCUCUGGUCAGUCUGGAAAUGACUCUAAUACCUUCACGGAGCAGAUGGUGGGCAUCAAUGCGCCAGGCAGUGAUUUUGGCCGGUUGGAUGAAUGUCGUCAGGUGCUAGAAUCCGUUUUACAACACUCUGAAGUGGCCGGCGUACCUAUCCUUGUCCUAGCGAACAAACAGGACCGAGAAGACUCGGUAGAAGUGGUGCGCAUCAAGGAGGGAUUAGUGCGCAAGGUCUUCGAAGGAGAUACCGGUGGUGCCUUACGUGACAGCCGUGUCUUGCCAGUCAGUGCGCUUCUAGGCUCUGGCGUUCAGGAAGCCGUGGAAUGGGUGCAAACUAGAGUCAAAUGGAACAAAGAAGCCAGGCCUCCACUUAUGAGACUCAUCUUGGGCGCUGGGGAGUUUAUUUCUUUGACAUUAAUACAAUAUCGUGGUCUGGUUAAGUCCAUGGAUCAAACUAAUGCCAACUGCACAGAUGCACCUGGCUCGAACGACACGUAUUUAGUUUGUUUCCAAAAUCAUAGAUACUUUGAUAUGGUUGCGCGACCGACGUUGACUUCUCGCGAAAACGCCUCCAGUAUUCCCUGCACUAUCCACAAGGCCCACCCCGAGAAAAGCCCCAAGCAGGGUUUCCACCUACUGCUGGCAAUUCUGCCCCUGCAACCAUUAAAGGUGUUUCGCCGCACGAUUUUGCCCCAGAGUUUCACACCGAAACCUAUCCGCCGGCUCGGCACCUCCAAGCAACUCUUAUACUCCGAACACCAUGAACCAGAUGAGGAGCUAAGCUCUCAACCCCAAUGUGGAGCGAAGCCAUGUAAGGAGUCAACAAAAACAGCUGCUAACGACACUUCGACGGGACGGUCUCAGGACGUCCACACUGGCUUGUGCCAUCCUGGACUUGGUCAGAUCAGUCCUGGCUUCGUCACGACGGACAGCAAGGGUGACACCCAGGAACCGGCCUUGAUGAUGUUGGAGCAUAUCAGCAGGGCGACUAAGAGCUUGAUAUGUCAAGCCAACGGGAAAGCUAGUGGAAUUGGCUCUCCACCGACCGUCGCGGACCUGCCACCUAACGAAGAAGUCGAUGAUUAUCCACCUCCUUGGGGCACAAUCAUCAUUGGACAAUAUCUGAUUAGAAACUGGUCUCAUUCCUCAUCUGAAGAACCCAGCCAGCAACGACAACGACUUAUUCAGGAGUUUCUCAAGAUAGAGGAAGUUCCUGAACCCUGGGAAUUUUUUAAAGACCCCCCUCCACGUCUGCCAACUGAUAAAGAAAUUAAUGUUAUUCUUCGGCCCUGGCGUUCCAACAAUAACAUUUGUUGGAAAGCAAGAUGGAUGUUUGAUAGUACAUAUCCUGUUAUACUUCGCACAUAUUAUAAUCCAGAAGAUGAUGCCGCUGCCAGAAUAAGUAAAUGGACUAGAGAUAACAAUAUAUUCCGCAGUGCAGAACAUUGGGCCUUGCUAAACGAUGCAGAGUUUUUCGAUUUUAGCUCUAACUGGCGGCGUAUAUACGAUAUUUUACCAGAGGUGGCUGGUACUAUGCACCCCUUAAAGCGAUGGUAUUGUGGUGAGGAAGAUCUAAGUUCUAGACAAGAAGUCUUUAAGCGUUUGCUAUAUUUAAUAAAGCAGGAUAAGCCGAAUAUGUGGAAGGAGGAUAAAGAGAGGCUUCUUAAGAAUGUUGCGCUUAAUAUACAGACAGGCUUUAUUCAGUCGAUGCUUCUAAUCUUGGAUAGAGAGGCAUUUGAGCCCGAUAAGCCUUGGUUACUUUUCCUGGAUGGCUACCGGAAUAUUAUUCGGGAGGGGCGCCUUGAAAUAGGCGAGGGAAUGGAUAUUAAUGAUAUACCUGCAUGCUAUCAGCGGAAUUUUGAAAUCCCGGAGGAGCUUGCUGUUGGGGAGAAGUAUAAAAUUAAUGGAGAGAUCGGGAAGGGUUUGUAUCAGUUAACUGAUGAGGAUUUUGCGGAUUCAUAG
Molecule: messenger RNA, 2310 nt
Organism: Aspergillus tanneri
Lineage: Eukaryota; Fungi; Ascomycota; Eurotiomycetes; Eurotiales; Aspergillaceae
Gene: ARL3
Product: ADP-ribosylation factor family protein
Exons: 8
Coding region: 1-2310 (769 amino acids)
Biological process (GO): Golgi to plasma membrane protein transport; protein localization to organelle; intracellular protein transport
Cellular component (GO): Golgi apparatus
Molecular function (GO): GTPase activity; GTP binding
Source: RefSeq, a predicted model, not a curated record